GGGAGGAUUACACAAAAGUCCUGCCAAAACCUCACCAAGAUGUCGUGCUACCUACAUCAGUGCCUCCCUCCGGUCUACCAGGAGCCCAUCCCCAUCAAGUGCCCACCGGUGUACGCUGCCAGACACCUGCCAGUGCGUACCUGGCACUCGACACUGUGCAGCCCACAGUAUGUGAGCGCCUGUGUCCCCCGGCAGCAGAUCAUGUCCUCCAGCUUCUCCCAACAGCAGUGUGUGACCAAGUGCAUGCCACAGCAGCAGUAUGCAACCAAGUGUGUGCCGCAGCAGUGGUGUGUGACCCAGCGCAUCCUACAGCAGCCGUGUGUAACUCAGUGUGUGACAACUUGCGUGCCGCAGCAGCAGUGUGUGACCAAGUGUGUGUCGCAGCAGCCUUGUGUGACCAAGUGUGUGCCGCAGCAGCAGUGUGCGACCAAGGGUGGGCCGCAACAGUGUGCAACCAAGUGCGUGACCGCCUAUGCCUCCCAGCAGCAGUGUGCGACCAAGUGCAUCCCGCAGCAGCAGUGUGCAACCAGGUGCGUGACCACAUGUGUGCCACAGCAGCCGUACCUGACCAAGGGCAUCCCACAGCAGCAGUGUGCGACCAAGUGCAUCCCGCAGCAGUGCGUGACCACGUACACCCCGCAGCAGCAGUGUGCGACCAGGUGUGUCACCACGUGUGUCCCGCAGCAGCGUGCGACCAAGUGUGUCUCGCACCGCUUUGUGACCUCUUGUGCCCCGCAGCAGUGUGCCACCACGUACGUCCCGCAGCAAUGUGCAACCAGGUGUGUGACCAAGUGUGUCCCUCAGCAGUCUGCCACCGAGUGUGCUACCAUUUGUGUCCCACAGCAGUGUGCCACCAAGUGUGUCCCACAGCAGUGUGAGACAACUUGUGUCCCACAGCAGCAGUGUGUGACCAAGUGUGCCCCACAGCCGUGUGCGACCAAGUGUGUCCCGCAGCAGCAGUGCGCGACCAAAUGUGUCCCACAGCAGCAGUGUGCCACCAAGUGUGCCCCACAGCCGUGUGCCACCAAGUGUGUCCCACAGCAGCAGUGCGUGACCAAAUGUGUCCCACAGCAGCAGUGUGCCACCAAGUGUGCCCCACAGCCGUGUGCCACCAAGUGUGUCCCACAGCAGCAGUGUGUGACCAAGUGUGUCCCACAGCAGCAGUGUGCGACCAAAUGUGUCCCACAGCCGUGUGCCACCAAGAGUGUCCCACAGCAACAGUGUGAGACCAAGUGUGUCCCACAGCAGUGUGCCACCAAGUGUGUCCCACAGCCGUGUGUGACCAAGUGUGUCCCGCAGCAGCAGUGUGCCACCAAGUGUGUCCCACAGCAGCAGUGUGUGACCAAAUGUGUCCCGCAGCAGCAGUGUGCCACCAAGUGUGUCCCACAGCAGCAGUGUGUGACCAAAUGUGUCCCGCAGCAGCAAUGCCAGUCGGGUGGAGUAAAAAUUUCGAGUCAUUCUAAAAAGUACUGCUCUGCGUCCAAAUGGCCCUGGUAA
Gymnogyps californianus (California condor) is the source of this 1497-nucleotide messenger RNA. RefSeq names its product keratin-associated protein 10-6-like. The transcript has 2 exons. NCBI's taxonomy places the organism in Eukaryota, Metazoa, Chordata, Aves, Accipitriformes, Cathartidae. Bases 40 to 1497 code for a protein of 485 amino acids. The record is from RefSeq and is a predicted model, not a curated record.